UUUGCUCUGCUUUCAAGAUGCAUUAAGGUCUCCUGCUUUGUGACUGCUUGGGGAGCCAGCACUACCCUGACAUGUACAAUUCGAACCAUGCAGAUUUCAUGACACAAUGGAGAUGCCAGAAAUGACAGCUGGAUAUGUGACUCUGAAGCUCAGGAGAGGUUUAAUCGCGAGAGCCCUCAGAUCACCUAGUGAGGAAGAAUUGACGGAAGAGUUGGAGGACCAAACCAAAGAGCUUCUGAAUGUUUUUAGAGAGGAGGAGUCGGUGAUCGAGACUGAGAAGGAGAAGCCAGUAAGUUAGAAGAACCCGUAGAGAAUGGUGGUUUGGAUGGUAACAUUUCAUUUGUUGCAUUUCCAGUAUCCAGCACCAACUCACCAACAAAGAUUUUACCAAAAACCCUAGGACCGAUAAAUGUGAAUGUUGGACCCCAAAUGAGAUGCUUUCUGCCAUGCUGAUGUAUCAGCCUGAAAUUGUUUCCGUGAACAGCUUGGGCGAGAACCGAACUGUUCAAAAUGGGAGACACUGGAGAACCCAGAUUAUAAGCACACCACAGAGACUGACCAGUUCAGGAAGUGUUCUGAUUGGGAGUCCAUACACCCCUGCACCAGCAAUGGUCACUCAGACACACAUAGCGGAAGCUACUGGCUGGGUCCCAGGCGAUAGAAAACGGGCUAGAGAAUUUAUAGACUCUGAUUUUUCAGAAAGUAAACGAAGCAAAAAAGGAGAUAAAAAUGGAAAAGGCUUGAGACAUUUUUCAAUGAAAGUGUGUGAGAAAGUUCAACGGAAAGGCACAACAUCAUAUAAUGAAGUAGCUGAUGAACUGGUAUCAGAGUUCACCAAUUCAAAUAACCACUUGGCAGCUGAUUCGCAGGCUUAUGACCAGAAGAACAUUAGGCGAAGAGUUUAUGAUGCUUUAAAUGUGCUAAUGGCAAUGAAUAUAAUUUCAAAAGAAAAAAAAGAAAUCAAGUGGAUUGGCCUACCUACCAACUCUGCUCAGGAGUGUCAAAACCUAGAGAUAGAGAAGCAGAGGCGGAUAGAACGGAUAAAGCAGAAGCGGGCCCAGCUGCAAGAGCUCCUCCUGCAGCAAAUCGCUUUCAAAAACCUGGUGCAGAGGAAUCGGCAAAACGAACAGCAGAACCAGGGCCCCCCAGCUCUGAACUCCACCAUUCAACUGCCAUUUAUAAUCAUCAACACAAGCAGGAAAACAGUCAUAGACUGCAGCAUCUCCAGCGACAAGUUUGAAUAUCUUUUCAAUUUUGACAACACCUUUGAGAUCCAUGAUGACAUAGAAGUACUGAAGCGGAUGGGAAUGUCCUUUGGCCUAGAGUCAGGCAAAUGCUCUCUGGAGGAUCUGAAACUUGCUAAAUCACUGGUGCCAAAGGCCUUAGAAGGUUAUAUCACAGAUAUCUCCACGGGACCUUCUUGGUUAAAUCAGGGACUACUUUUGAACUCCACCCAAUCAGUUUCAAAUUUAGACCUGACCACCGGUGCCACCUUGUCCCAAUCAAGUGUAAACCAGGGGUUAAGCUUGGAUGCUGAAGUGGCCUUAGCAACGGGGCAGCUCCUUGCCCCAAACAGUCACCAGUCCAGCAGUGCGGCCUCCCACUGCUCCGAGUCCCGAGGCGAGACCCCCUGCUCGUUCAACGAUGAAGAUGAGGAAGAAGAGGAGGAGGACUCCUCCUCCCCAGAAUAAAGACAGGACAGAACCCACGUUUUCCUGUUCGAUGCUCGUGUGUUUUUAGUGUGAGCUCUUGUUUUUGAAAUGAUUGCUUCAGUCCUUGCCUGUUUGCACUGUGUGUUCAGUGAGAACUAGGGAAACACAAGACGCGAUUACACGCAGGCUGACACCAUCGAGACGGACGUUAACAUAGUGUGAAUAAAAACUGAACAGUAGGGCGGCAGGUCACCUCUCAACACCGCGAGCUUUCCGAGGUGACAGCGGGGACAGUCCCAGGAGAAUUGGGCAGCAUGAACCCAGCUCAUUUAUCUUCUGGCAGGUGGGCUCUCUAUUCCCACACCUGUAACCCUCCUUAGAACCAGGAUUGCUGCGGUGAACAGUCCUCGAUGACCGGGUUUCUCCUGUUUCUCUCCUUAGGAGGCACAAGUGGAGGCAGAAAGCUCCCGGUGGGGAGAGGGGUGCAGGGAGGGAGGCGGGCAGUACUGCAGACCUAGUGGGAAGUAGUUGAGGUGCUUGACGCAUCAGCGGCCUUAGACGGCUUCUAGAAAGGAGCAGCGCUAAUUCUUCAGUACUUAAGUGACACUUAGAAUAAUUUAUAGUAAAACUGAAAUGAUCAUUACUAGCCAAUGCAUUGGUGCAUAUAAUUUUUUAGGGCUACUUCUGGAAGCCAAAAUAGAAUAGCAUUUCCACGUGCGUUGAACACUUUGCCAGCACUGCCUUUGGCCAGCAUUCUCACUCUGGAGUUUCACAGAGAAGGAGACUGUGCCUGUGGUUUUGAACAGAGCUAUGCAUUUCAUACAGCAUUUUCAUUUAAAACAAAGGAACAAAUUCCUGUGACCGAAUCGCUUGCUUACAGUUGCCUGCAGUUUGUGUGAUUUCACCCAGUGUGCAGUUGAUGGAAAUGAAGCAGAUGUCAUCACUUUUCAAAGAAAAGUCAUUUCCAGAAUAGGAACAGCACUGUUUUCCUGUCCAUGUCACCUCUGAUAGUUUCACUUAUCAAAAUGACCUCACUGAGUAUACUCCGGGGUACAUUGCGUUUCACACUAACCCGAUGUUGCGUUUCACAGCAACAACCAAAAACUGGUGAACUCUCCAAGUGGUUGGGGUUAUAGUCGCGCAGCAGCUAGGGUGUCAUUUCAUAGCCAGAGAUGCCGCCGGGAACGCUGGGCUGGCAUGUUCUCAGUUCCUGCUCUGAACAGGAGAGCGUGGAGACAUCUGCCACCAUGGCCAAACCCCAACUUAAUUUCACAGUGAGGCCUUGAAAGGAGCAAAUAAUAAUGGAAAACUAACUCUGCGUCUUUGCUU
This is a messenger RNA of Molossus molossus (Pallas's mastiff bat), 2981 nucleotides long. RefSeq names its product transcription factor Dp-2 (gene TFDP2). Gene Ontology annotation, molecular function: RNA polymerase II transcription regulatory region sequence-specific DNA binding; DNA-binding transcription factor activity, RNA polymerase II-specific. The record is from RefSeq and is a predicted model, not a curated record. The transcript has 13 exons. NCBI's taxonomy places the organism in Eukaryota, Metazoa, Chordata, Mammalia, Chiroptera, Molossidae. Gene Ontology annotation, cellular component: transcription regulator complex; nucleus. The coding region runs from base 435 to 1691 and encodes 418 amino acids. Gene Ontology annotation, biological process: regulation of cell cycle; regulation of transcription by RNA polymerase II.